AGGUGCUCGCGUUGAGUUUGGAACAGUUAGUGAUAACUGAAUCUUGCUGCACAUCGGACGUGCUUUGCGAACUUAAGAGACUCGGGAAUUUAAAAAUAAAAUUAACUUAAUUAAAAUAAAGUUCAAUUUCGACGCAAAAUUUAAAAGGACAGACACAAAAUGAUGUUGCAGUUGACAUCUUUAAUAUGGAUCUGUUUACUGGCGAUGACUGAACUAGGCAGCAAUGCCUCUCGCAUUCUGUUUAUGGGCCCAUUUCCAGCGCCAAGUCAUUGGAUGUGGCUGGAACACUUUCAGCGAGAUCUGCUGCAACGUGGACACCACGUGACCAGCGUCAACAAUCAUCCGACGAAAACACCGCAUGAGAAUCUAACUGAGAUUAUACUUAAUCCAACUUUUGAUAUACCCAAGCACUUUCCUAAGAAGAAUAUCUUCAGCAUGCAAUUUGCCAGUGAUUUUCAGAAUCUACAAAUGUGGUGGCAAAUUGGAUUGAUGACGACGGAACAUGCUUUGCAGGAUGCGCAGCUGAAGCGACUGAUUGACAGUCAGAAUGAACACUUUGAUCUGGUUAUUUUGGAGCAGUUCUUUCAUGAGGCAUUCCUCAUGUUUGGCAGGAAAUUUAAUUGCCCUGUAGUGACCAUUGGCACUAUGGGCUAUGCUGACAAUAUGGAUCAUGCUAUGGGCUUGAUAACACCCUGGUCGGUUAUACCACAUCUGCUGCUGCCACAUACGGAUCAUAUGACCUUCUCCCAGCGUGCCUACAACACAUACCUGUCCUUAUAUGAUGCUCUAAUGAGACGUUGGUAUUAUUUACCCAAAAUGCAGCAACUGGCGGAGACGUAUUUUGGAGCAGCUAUUAAAGGUGCUCUGCCGCAUGUCCAUGACUUGGAGCGCAACAUAUCGCUGAUGUUGAUCAACAGCCAUCGCAGUGUAGAUCUGCCUCGUCCCAGCAUGCCAGGUCUCAUCAAUGUGGGCGGAGCACAUAUUCAGCCAGCCAAGAAGUUACCUAUGGAUAUGCAAAACUUUCUGGAUAAUGCCACACAUGGUGUGGUCUAUUUCAGCUUGGGUUCCUAUAUGAAAAGCACAGAUAUGCCGCCAGAGAAGACGUUGCAAAUACUUCAAGCCUUUGGCCAACUCAAGCAGCAGGUGCUCUGGAAAUAUGAAAAUGCAUCCAUUGGUCAGUUACCUCCCAAUGUUAUGAUCAGCAAGUGGAUGCCACAGAAUGAUAUCUUGGCACAUCCGAAUGUGAAAUUAUUCAUUACACACGGCGGCAUUUUUGGCACCCAGGAGGGCAUCUACUGGGGAGUUCCGAUGCUGUGUAUUCCCCUGUAUGGAGAUCAGCAUAGGAAUACCAUCAAAUCAGUGCGUGAGGGUUAUGCUCGUUCCUUGGUUUUCUCAAAGUUCACAGUCGAUGAUCUGGUGCGGAAUAUCGAGACGUUAAUCUAUGAGCCACAAUACAAAAGAAGUGCUUUGGAGGUGUCACAGCGUUUCCGUGAUAAUGCCAUGCAUCCCCUGGAAGAGGCCAGUUUCUGGAUCGAAUACAUCAUAAGGCAUCGUGGUGCCAGGCAUCUCAAAUCACAGGGCGCCUUCAUUCCUCUCUAUGAGUAUCUGCUGCUCGAUGUGAUUGGCUGUGUUCUCCUCGCCCUGUGGUUGACUGUUUGGCUGCCUUGGCGCAUGCUGAGAAAGCUUUACAAAAGAUGGGCCACAACUGCAGACGUAGUUCAGGCCCAGGAGACCAAGAAACAAUUGUAAAUAGGCUUCCUUGUUUAAAUGUUUUCCUAGUUCUUAAGUGUGUAACAGUCACAACAAAUAAAAAGUGAUAUAAUUUUAUAAAUUCAA
Messenger RNA from Drosophila innubila, 1836 nucleotides. RefSeq names its product UDP-glucuronosyltransferase 2B18 (gene Ugt301D1). The record is from RefSeq and is a predicted model, not a curated record. NCBI's taxonomy places the organism in Eukaryota, Metazoa, Arthropoda, Insecta, Diptera, Drosophilidae. Bases 160 to 1749 code for a protein of 529 amino acids. The transcript is spliced from 4 exons. Gene Ontology annotation, molecular function: UDP-glycosyltransferase activity.